AACAGCUCCUCCUGUAGAAAACAACAACAAUCAUUGCAGCAGAGCAGCAAACAGAGAUGGUUCCUUAAAGCUCAACACUUCUGGUCCUUACCACUGUAGUCAGUCUAGCUGCUGCGAUUUCUACUGAAGCUUCAUACGUCGAUGGUGCCGAACCCAUGAACCUGGCCAGUCAAAGCGGGGACGCUGGCGGGAGCCAGCUGCUCUUCGCCAACUUUAACCAGGAUAACACGUCCUUAGCCGUUGGCACCAAAUCAGGAUACAAGUUUUUCUCCCUGUCCUCCGUGGACAAAUUGGAGCAGAUAUAUGAAUGUACUGACACUGAGGAUGUGUGCAUUGUGGAGCGUCUGUUCUCCAGCAGCCUGGUGGCUAUAGUUAGUCUGAAGGCCCCCCGAAAGCUCAAAGUCUGUCACUUCAAGAAGGGAACUGAGAUCUGCAACUACUCCUAUUCAAACACUAUACUGGCUGUGAAACUCAACAGACAGAGGCUGAUUGUGUGCCUGGAGGAGUCGCUCUACAUUCACAACAUCAGAGACAUGAAAGUGCUGCACACUAUUAGAGAGACUCCACCCAACCCUUCAGGAUUGUGUGCCCUUUCUAUCAGCAAUGAUAACUGUUACCUGGCAUACCCAGGCAGCGCUACGAUAGGAGAGGUCCAGGUGUUUGACACAGUCAACUUGCGAGCAGCAAAUAUGAUUCCAGCCCACGACAGCCCAUUAGCGGCUCUGGCUUUCGAUGCAACUGGAACUAAGCUGGCCACAGCUUCAGAGAAGGGUACAGUCAUCCGUGUCUUCUCAAUCCCAGAGGGACAGAAGCUCUUUGAGUUUCGACGAGGAGUCAAGAGGUGUGUGAGCAUCUGCUCAUUGGCGUUCAGCAUGGACAGCCUGUACCUUUCUGCCUCCAGCAACACAGAGACGGUCCACAUCUUCAAAUUAGAAACACAGAAGGAGAAGUAUGUGCCAGCAGAGGAGCCCACCACAUGGGGAGGUUACCUGGGGAAGGUCUUGAUGGCAUCCACCACAUAUCUGCCUUCCCAAGUCACAGAAAUGUUUACCCAGGGGCGAGCCUUUGCCACCGUACGUCUGCCCUUUUGCGGACAUAAGAAUAUCUGCGCCUUAGCUGUGAUUCAGAAGAUUCCCAGGUUGCUUGUUGCAGCGGCUGACGGCUACCUGUAUAUGUACAACCUGGAUCCACAAGACGGAGGCGAAUGCACACUAACAAAGCAGCACAGGUUAGACGGGAGUGCUGAGCCCCCCAAUGAGAUCCUUGAGCAAGGGUCACAUGAUCGCCCACUUGUGGGCCAGACCUACGGUGGUGCUGUCUCAAAGGGUUACUGUGAAGAACAGGGCGCUGUGGGAGGGGUAGGGGUAGGGCUCGAUGACGACCUCAGCGACCUACGCUUGGAGGAAGAGAAUGAGCAACCGCCGCUCAUUCUGGAAACUGAGUGACACGACUGAUGGCUGUACUCACCGAUCAGAGGGCUCCUCUGGUGCUGCUAGAAACACGUGACCCAAGAGGAGCGUGGACAGGAUCAAAGAUGGAGGCGGGGAGGGGGAGUUUUCUUUUCUUUUCUUUUUUUUUUUUAUUUUCUCAAAGUGUUCAAGAGCCUGUCCACCCUUUUUUCUGUUCACAUACACGUCUUUAUUUCUUCUCCUCCCCCCCCUUUCCUCCUGCUCUCCCUUUUCCCUCAGUUUAGUCUGAGCAGGCCAAACUGAAGCUUUGCAUGUACAUGUGCCAACUGCUUUAAAAAAAAAACAUGCUGAACAUGUGAAAAUGAAUAUUUGAGUGUGUGAGUGUGAUUUAAAAAAAAUGUAGCUGUGUCUCUUCUUAAGACACACACACGCACAGAGCAAGCCCUGUGUGUGAGUAGAAACUGAUUGUGUAAGUGCCUCUCUGCCCCGCUGUCAUGGCUUGUUUUGUUUGAGAGGGGGACCUCUUUUCAUUGGCUGAAUAAACUCUACUUUCACUUGUCCUAUCUUAA
Messenger RNA from Archocentrus centrarchus (flier cichlid), 1978 nucleotides. It is a transcript of the gene wipi2, whose product is annotated as WD repeat domain, phosphoinositide interacting 2. The transcript is spliced from 12 exons. The record is from RefSeq and is a predicted model, not a curated record. Bases 156 to 1445 code for a protein of 429 amino acids. Gene Ontology annotation, molecular function: protein binding. NCBI's taxonomy places the organism in Eukaryota, Metazoa, Chordata, Actinopteri, Cichliformes, Cichlidae.